This is a messenger RNA of Coniophora puteana RWD-64-598 SS2, 726 nucleotides long. RefSeq lists its product as uncharacterized. The record is from RefSeq and is a predicted model, not a curated record. The transcript is spliced from 3 exons. Gene Ontology annotation, cellular component: mitochondrial inner membrane. NCBI's taxonomy places the organism in Eukaryota, Fungi, Basidiomycota, Agaricomycetes, Boletales, Coniophoraceae. Gene Ontology annotation, biological process: mitochondrial respiratory chain complex IV assembly. The coding region runs from base 49 to 396 and encodes 115 amino acids.
UUUGCCUGUGACCGGUGACAUCCACGAAAGACAUUAUCCACGUUCAGGAUGCCUACCUUUGACUCCAGACCGCUCAACCAACCUCGCUGGCACAACACGCUCAAGAAAUACCCUGGGCUUUUCGGCAUUCCGUUCCUCAUCAUCAUGGUCGGCGCAUCAUUCGGCAUGCAGUCCUUCACCCAGAUACGGUACGACAUUCAUGAUAAGAAGAACAAGACGGCGGUAGACGAGCACGCCCUGGGUUUGGAUAAGAGGAAGAAGAAGUUCGAUAUUCGGGAGGAGUAUUACAAACUGAGCGCACAAGAAGACCAGGACUGGGAACCCAAACGCAUCGCUCGACCCGCGGGCUUGCCAGAAUGGGGCGUACCACCCACUGAGCCACCCAGCGCGAAGUGAGAACAUCGGCCUCGUUGCUAUGCAUGAAUGUGGGAUUGGAAGCGAAGACCCCUCGAGUGAACCGACACGACACUAUGUUCUCGUCGACCUAUCCGGUCAUCUUCGGUGCUCGGCGAGCCAAUCCCUGCCCACAACCUGGUCGCUUCGCACCCCUCCUGUUCAGGUCAACCUCAGUCACGCCCUCCUGCAAUCCGACUCCAGCUGGCGGGAACUUUAUGUAGAACAGUUGACUUAUGUCACCGCUCCAAUGCCAUUAAUUGUACGUAGAACUGUAGGUAUAUAUUGCGAAAGCUAAAGGCGGUUCGCGGUUGCCGCGACGAUGUUAUGGAU